Verruconis gallopava is the source of this 960-nucleotide messenger RNA. RefSeq lists its product as uncharacterized. Lineage: Eukaryota; Fungi; Ascomycota; Dothideomycetes; Venturiales; Sympoventuriaceae. The record is from RefSeq and is a predicted model, not a curated record. Bases 1 to 960 code for a protein of 319 amino acids. The transcript has a single exon.
AUGAACAUGUGGAAGAAUAAUCGGCUCUACACUUUUUUACUCUUUGCGUGCCUUCGCUCCGUUUUCUCUAAUAACUUGGAGCUCCGAGACAACAGCGCUUGCGAGGGAAAUCCACAAUACAGUCAGUGCGGCAAGAGCUAUCCUUCCAGCUGGUGCUGCAAAAACUCCACUACAUGCCUCCCGGUUAACAGCACAACGACUACGGUCGUACUCUGCUGCCCAGAUAACAGUGAUUGUGCCAGCAUUCGCCCCAUACCAUGCAAUAUUUCCAACAGCUCAUUGAGCCCGGUGCACAUCCUAGGCGAGCCACCACAAUUGUUAACAUGUGGAGACUCCUGUUGCCCUCCGGGAUAUAACUGCACGUCCGAUAUUUGCACCAUCGAGCCAUCGCUGGGCCUGAUCCCAACUUCUCUGCCUCAUCCCACUGUACGCAAGACAUUCGGCGGUGGUAUCGGUGUGGGGAUUGGAAUUACAUUGGCCACGGUGGCUAUCGCAUGUUUGGUUUGGGCGCUCGUGCAGAAGCGCGACAAGGAGCUUCCGAACCUGAAGUCCAUGAUCUCGUGGCCAAAGCAGAUUCCCGAAGGUGGCAAAGGUGAGGACGAAAAAACAUCUCUCGUCGAGAAGCCGAAGCCGUUCAAAAGGAGAGCAAAGGAUACAGCUGGUCAACCGUACGAAGAUCUGGUGCCGAGAUCAUCAGAGAUAUUCCCUCCACCUUUUAUACGGGAGAAUUCCAGAAAGCAUUCCACCCCUCCACCAGAGACGGUAGCGGAGCAUGGCCUGAGGAAUAAAGAAUUAUUGCCCUAUCCAGAAAAAUUGACUGGACAGUUUCAAGGGGACAGCAAGGUCCAUCGACCGCCAGAUUCAGACCAUCCUGCCUACCAAGGCACAAACAAAACCGCGUCAUCGGGCUAUGGUGGAGCCAAGUAUGGGUCUGAAUAUGGCCAGAGACGGGAGUCUUAA